Messenger RNA from Pogona vitticeps (central bearded dragon), 1288 nucleotides. Lineage: Eukaryota; Metazoa; Chordata; Lepidosauria; Squamata; Agamidae. The record is from RefSeq and is a predicted model, not a curated record.
UCUACGUGGGGCGGAGGUGGGAGAGGGGGAGGGGGCAUUUCCUGUCUCUUUUCCUCUGUUCACUUGGGACCAGCGGAUGCGAGUCACACACGCUCGCUCGCUUGCUCCCUCCUCUCUCUCUCUCUCUCUCUCUCUCCCCCCCCCUCUCCCUGUGGAAGUUAGUGAAGGGGGGGCACAUUAGAUCACUUCAGCAGCAGCUUAAACGAGGGGAGUCAGCCUUGCAUUUCUGCGGAACGCGCGCGGGGUAACGCGGAGGACCGUGGAAAGGCGCCGAGAGCCGGGCACACACCCCGUUGCCUCCCACCUUCUGGCCAAAGUGGAGCAGCCGUGACUCUCUCUCUCUCUCUCUCCCUCUCUCUCUCUCUCCUCCCCCCCGUCGCUCCUUCUCCAGCCCUUUCCGCCUUGCACCUGUUUGAGUCGCUUCUGAAUCCAGCUGGUCGCCCGCCCGAGCGGUUUUUCCACCGAGGGAGAAAGUUUGGCUGCCUGAGGAGAUUCCCGCGCGCGCGCUUUCGGCUCUCCGAGCUUCGAGGGGGAAACGCGUCCACACGGGCGCGCAGACACGCGCACAUUUGGGGGCUCAGGGGGGGCCCUCUUCCUCACCUUUGAUCGUCGUGGUGAACUCUUACAUAAUUUUCUUCGCCUCGGCGCAGCAGCUCCUGUUUCCCGCCCAGAGUCGCCGUCCGCCUUGUUGGUCCCUUGCCGCUUCUCUCCCGGUCUCGCCGCCGCCGCCACACGCGCUUCUUCUUCGCCCGCUCUAUGUUUUGACGCUGUGUCGCCUGGUGGCCCCCGGAAAGCUGCGCGAAUGUAUAGCAUGAUGAUGGAGACGGACAUGCACUCCCCCGGUGGAGCCCAGGUCGCCACCAACCUCUCGGGCCAAACCGGAGCUGGAGGCGGCGGCGGCGGCGGGGGCCCCAAGGCCAACCAAGACCGGGUCAAGCGGCCCAUGAACGCCUUCAUGGUGUGGUCACGGGGCCAGCGGCGGAAGAUGGCUCAGGAGAACCCCAAGAUGCACAACUCGGAGAUCUCCAAGCGCCUGGGCGCCGAGUGGAAAGUCAUGUCCGAGGCGGAGAAGCGACCCUUCAUCGACGAGGCCAAGCGGCUGCGGGCGCUGCACAUGAAGGAGCACCCGGAUUAUAAAUACCGGCCCCGGAGAAAGACCAAGACUUUGCUCAAGAAGGACAAGUACUCGGCCGCGGCGGCGGCCCAAAGUCGCCUGCACUCCUUGCCCCAGCACUAUCAGGGCGCCAGCACGGGGGUGAACGGCACCGUGCCCUUGACGCACAUCUGA